ACUUCAGCUACUCAAUCUUCAUCUGGACUAUCCAUCUUCCAUUUGGAGGCCGAGUAUUAUGUUUAAUAUAGAGGAAUAUAACAGGUACAUCGACGAAAUCAUCCCGAAAUCAAUGGAGUUGUCACCCAAGAAUGCUAAUCAAGUCGGAAACAUGGAGGAGGAGGAGGAGGAGAUUUCAGAUAGUUUUCCCAAACUGAGUGAAAUGUAUUACUACCUCUCUAACACAAGUUACAACCAACAUGAUCAGAAGCUUUGUCUCAGUUCCUUCCCCACCAGUGGCCAAACUAGCAGAUCAGAGCAGCUUGCAGCUAUAGAGUUGUUGUACCCGAAUACUCAAACUUAUGAUAGGUUUCAAUGUGCAGCCCCAGCUUCAUAUUAUAAUUUAAACCAUGUUCCAAGAACAAGUAUUCCCAACUUGCAAUUAUCUUCACUGGUUUCAAAUUCUUUUGGCUUGAACUUAUCUACGGGUCUUAUAAGCAAUACAAAUCGCGGUGGAGGUUGUGACGAGUCUUUGGAAGAAAGCAUCUUUUUAAGCAAUGAUCACAUGCAAGAUCAAUCAAGCAUCCCGAAGCAAACAUCAUCAGCCUCUGGGAAUGAAGCUACCAGAACAAAGAGGCUUAAUAAUAUCCAGAAGGAGCAGCCAUUUCCUGAUCAAGCAGCUAAGAAGUGUCGAUUCUUAUCAAAGUCUUCAUGUCCAGCACUCAAGGUUCGAAAAGAGAAAUUAGGGGACAGGAUUGCAGCUCUUCACAAGCUGGUCGCACCUUUUGGCAAGACUGAUACAGCUUCAGUAUUAACAGAAGCUAUUGGGUACAUCAAGUUCCUCCAAGAUCAAAUUCAGACAUUGAGUGUGCCUUGUAUGGAAUCAUCCGGAAGCAAGCCUCGUAGAUUAACUAUGCAACGGAAUUCAAGAAUGGAUGAGAGAAAGCAGGAAGAGCAGCAGAUGAAUGGUCUCAGAAGUAGAGGGCUGUGCCUUGUACCCUUAUCUCUUCACACAUCUCUACCUACAAUGGAGGGAUAUCUAUCUGACCACUGUUAAAUAAAUUCCCAUAGAGGCACUUGAAUAAGGGAAAUGAUGCUGAAAAUGGAGGGAAUACUGAACAUUAUUAAUGGAAUUCUUGGAGAACAAGGGCACAUACAGCUAACGAAUUUCUGUUUCCAGGUUAUGGAGUUUUCUCUCUCACUUACUCACCAAGUAUAAGCUGUAAGAAUGAAUAUUUGUGAAAAAUGUCACAGUUUAGUCAUUUCGUAAAAAAAUUUCGCUCAAAUAGGUUGUAUUAUUUCGUUUUCAAGAGGAGUAACAGAUGCGAUUAGGAGUCUCAUGAUCUCACCAGUGAAACAUUAUCGGAGUGGCUUUUGGAUGCUCUCCUUUUCUCCCAACCCUUUUUUUUAAAAUAGCAAAAAAAAAAAAGAAAGGUUGUGUUAUUCGCCUGGUGGUGUUUUUUCCUUUUCUGUCUCCCCCUUAGUGGCCAUGAAGCAUCAUGUGAUCUAGGUAAUGGUAUGACACUG
Messenger RNA from Ilex paraguariensis (yerba mate), 1506 nucleotides. NCBI's taxonomy places the organism in Eukaryota, Viridiplantae, Streptophyta, Magnoliopsida, Aquifoliales, Aquifoliaceae. The record is from the annotation of a GenBank genome assembly.